UCAAAAAAAGUCUUUUUGUAGUCGUUCAACUUCGGAAACAGGAUAUACAUCAAUCGGAAGGUGUGUACUUGUCAUAACAACAAAAAAACCGUGCAAAAUCGUCAUCAAAAUAAGCGUAUUCUGGCCUUGAACAACACUACCAAUUGUGAACCAAACUCGUGACAUUUCGGAAUAUGGGCGCAGCUGCGCCCCUAGCGGCGGCUGCGGUCGCUACUGCUAGUAAUAACUUGGUACUUGGUGAUGCCUCGACCAGAAGCGGUCAGGCCCUUUAUAAUGGCCCGAUGGGCAACCUAGGAAUCGAGACACCACAGCAUCGUAAAGCAAAGGCAUCACAGAUUAACAAACUUGACAGACAGGGUGCGUACAAAGAAGCAGGAGAACUGUUUCUAGAACUAUUGAAGAAAUCGGAUGAUCAGGGCAGGUGGCAGCAGUUCAGAGAUGCACUACAAGAAGAAGAAUAUGAACAUGUAGUGACACUUCUGAAUGGAGAUAUUGGCACAGAGAAUCAUAACUAUAAAGUAAAAAUUAUUGAACUUCUUCAAAACAGCAUAGCCGAAAAAAUUGAUGCAACAGAACUUUGUUAUCAUCUGAAAGGUAAAAAUAUAAUUUCUAACACUGAUGAAGAAGAAAUUCUCCAAAUUAAAGAGAAUCAUGGCAACAUCGUAGCCUCUCUAUAUCUUCUGAAUAACAUCUGGAAGAAGAAGAAAAACUGGUUUGAGGAGUUUCUCAGUGUUCUUAUUGAUCUUGGAUUGGAUCAUGUUGCUGAACUCCUAGAUCCAGUCUAUGUGCAAAAAUAUAGAGCACACCACAAGCCAGGGCAAGUUGAAUCAAUGGAAGUGGACACAAGGACAAUGGUGGCAGGUUCAAUACAAGACCACGGAGAGGCGUAUACUUCAGUGAAGAACUUUGCUGACGAUACAUCUAUUUUGGAUGAUGAUGAAAACAUCUUAUCACAGACCAUGAACAAGCAAGUCAGCAUGUCAUCAUUAGACGAAUCUAUCCAAAAACUUAAUAUCAACCUGUGUGAUUCAGAAACCAAUGAAAAGCAAGAAAAAAUAACUGGCAACAAGAUAACAGAUGAAAUGAAUGUAGAAACAGAACUUGAAGGCCAUUGCAGCGAUGAAGAGAAUGUUGACAUAAAUGAUACAGACAUUACUGAUGAUGAUGAUCCGUCGGCUCCCAAUGUCAAUGUUCCUUCCAAAACACUGCAGCUACGUCCUUACCAAGAGGAACUGGCCACCUUGUCUCUUGCAGGCAAAAACACCAUCAUUGUUGCUCCAACAGGAAGUGGAAAAACUAUAGUAGCUGUCAGGAUUAUGCAAGAACAUUUAAAGAAAAGGGGAGUAGGUGUGAGGAAAAUAAUAUUUCUUGUUAACCAAGUGGCUUUGGCGAAGCAGCAGUUUGAUUCCUGCAAAGAGUACAUGAAUGCUGACUGGCCACUUCAACUUGUCAGUGGUGACACACAGGACACAAACAAAGUUCCACUGAAAGACCUGCUCGAUAGAAACAAGAUUCUGUUUUUAACUGCUCAAAUACUUCUCGAUGCCCUGAGAGACAAGGAAAUUGAAAGCCUGUGCACAAUAUCCAUGCUGAUAUUUGAUGAGUGUCACCACACCAAAGCAAGGCACCCAUUUAACGAGAUCAUGCAUCUGUAUAUGGACUUGAAGUUUGGAGAAAAUGCAGAUUAUAUCAGACUUCCUCAGAUUGUAGGUCUGACUGCCUCUGUUGGAGUGGGUAAAGCUAGCAGCCUUGAAGGUGCUGUGACCCACAUCAAGAGCCUGUGUGCUAAUCUCGAUGCUGAAACCGUGGUAACUGUAGAAAAGAAUGCAGAAAGUCUUGCUCGGUUUGCCAAGGUUACUGACGUAGAUGUUCAGAGAUGUAAUAAACGUACAGAAGAUAAAUUUUACAACUUUGUUACAGUGAGACUGAUGAAGCCAAUAGAAAUAAAGAUUCAAAGUUGUGGAACUUCAGACCCCCAGACUACAGGUUCACUGCAGUCCAAACUGACUCCACCAGCUCAGGGCGGAUGUGACCAGUACUCACAGUGGAUUAGUGCCCUUAAAAGAGAAGUUGCCAAAAUUGAUGACCAAAAACUGCAGAGGUUAUUUGUUUCCCGUCGCAGAUAUUUAGAGGUGUAUAAUGAUGCACUAAUUCUCAAUGAAGAUUGUCGUACAGAAGAUGCUUUACAUUACAUGGACUCAAAAUUCUCGGAGAUCUACGAGAAUCAGGCAGGAUGUACAACCGACGUAGACACCGAGUUACGGGACGCAUAUGAAAAAAAUAAGCCAUAUCUGCAAUCCAUAAGCAAAGAACCUGGAAGCAAGAAUCCUAAGAUUGUGUGCCUGGAAUCAAUGCUUCGAUCGGCAUUCCGAAAGAACCCAGAGUCCCGUGCUAUGGUGUUUGUGAAGACACGAGCUCAGGCCACCGCGUUGAAGAGCUGGAUGAAGGAGACCCCAGGACUUAAGGACCUCAACCCAGGAGUGUUCACAGGGGCACAGGCCUCCGUUGACAAAGGAGGCAUGACCAAGACACAACAAGUUGAUGUUCUGAAGUUUUUCCGACAAGGGCAGCACAAGCUGAUCAUUGCCACAUCAGUGGCAGAAGAGGGCCUGGAUAUCAGUGCAUGCAACCUUGUUAUUCGUUAUGAUCAUGUGACCAAUGAAAUAGCUAUGGUCCAAGCUCGAGGUCGAGCUCGUGCUGAAAACAGCAGGUUUGCAGUUAUCGCAAGUGCACAGAAAGGUUCUGCCCAGAAGGAAGAGCUGAAUCUAGUGCGCGAAAUGCUCAUGAAACGAGCCAUCCAGAAACUUCAACAGGAGGUCGGGGAGAACAGCGAAAGGUUUGGCCAAAACCUUGUAGAAAUUCAGAAAAAGAGCAAGGUGGAUCGGGAAAUAGAAGCAGCAAUGUACAAAGGCAGAACUCUGAAGCAAGAAGAGUUUGUACUGAGGUGUUAUGGAUGCAAUGCAUUUGCAUGCAUUUCAUCAGACAUAAAAACCAUAGAGAAAGUACACCAUGCUAUUCUGAGUUCAGAUUUUGACGAACAGGUCAAUUACAAACCACAUCCGAAGCCAGUUGUAUAUGGAAGUUUCAAAAAGCAAGAGAAAAUGUAUUGCAAGAAGUGCGGUCAGGACUGGGGGAUUUCUGUAAUUUACAAAACGGCCAAGUUCCCGAUAGUGAAGAUUGAGAGUUUCAUCCUUGAAGAUUCCAUGGGAGCACGUGAUAUUGUCAAGAAAUGGAAGAAUGUUCCAUUUGCCACAAUGGAAAUCAAUCAAGACGACAUGGAAAAGAAGCUGUCCAUGUUAAAUGAUAGCCAGUAACGUGUUUAUUAAAGAUUUGACAAUAACCAAAUCACCUGAUAUUUCACUACUGGUUGUGAACAAUUAACAUUUUAUAUCCUUAUCUACUGACUGUUAUUGAUUCAGUAGUUUUGACAAUUAACUUUUGUAUGCAGACAUAAUUUUGAUUGCAGAUUUGCACUGGCUUUAAAACAUCAGCACAAUUGUUAAGACCGAUACAAAAUAACGGUAGUGACAUUUGUCGACAGAAGAUUUACAAGAUAAUCUUACAACUUAAUGAGACAUUAUCUCGAUUUACUGGAGAUAACAUAUUUAUAUUUGUGUUUAGUAUUAAAUUAUUUUAGGACAGCCCAAUUAAAAUGUGAUGUUGCUAUUUGUUUUGGUAAAAUGUGCAUAUGUGUAUAAACUGAUAAAAUUGAACUAUUUAUGCUUUGUAUAUAAACAAAAAUGCUUAAAGUUACAAAACCAUACCAGUGAUAGCCUCAAUUAAAACUUGUUAUAUACAUGUGUGUUAAUAUAAUUAAUAAAUAUAUUUUGUUUAUUAAGUGGGUUUUUUUAAAAGAGAUUUAUGUUCUCUUGAAGUUGAUUGAAAUAAUUGUCUGUAUUAUCAAUGCACAGUUCUAGUUAUUCAGUUUUUGUGUAGCAAAAGUUAAUACUGGUAAUUAUGCAAAGCAAAAAACUGGGGUGCUUUUCAAUAAAUAAAAUUUAAU
Messenger RNA from Gigantopelta aegis, 4003 nucleotides. RefSeq names its product antiviral innate immune response receptor RIG-I-like. NCBI's taxonomy places the organism in Eukaryota, Metazoa, Mollusca, Gastropoda, Neomphalida, Peltospiridae. Gene Ontology annotation, cellular component: cytoplasm. The transcript is spliced from 15 exons. The record is from RefSeq and is a predicted model, not a curated record. Bases 174 to 3314 code for a protein of 1046 amino acids. Gene Ontology annotation, molecular function: ATP binding; nucleic acid binding.